This is a messenger RNA of Sinocyclocheilus rhinocerous, 436 nucleotides long. RefSeq names its product zinc finger protein 330-like. The transcript is spliced from 2 exons. Gene Ontology annotation, molecular function: zinc ion binding. NCBI's taxonomy places the organism in Eukaryota, Metazoa, Chordata, Actinopteri, Cypriniformes, Cyprinidae. The coding region runs from base 25 to 279 and encodes 84 amino acids. The record is from RefSeq and is a predicted model, not a curated record. Gene Ontology annotation, cellular component: nucleus.
ACUCAGGAGACCAAAGAUCUCAGCAUGUCCACCCGAACACAUAAAUUUGGCCGGCAGAGUGGCGCUGAUGAAGAUGAUUAUGGUGCGUCUGGAUACAGCUCCUAUUGGACAAAUCAGGAAUCUGGAGGGGGCUACAAAGACGAGGAGGAUGACGACUUUGACGAUGAUUAUGAUGAAGAGGACGAAGAUGAAGAUGACGAUGAGGAGGAGGAAGACAACCCAGAGGUGGAGGACUCUCUCUCAAAUCUGAGUUUGGGAGCAAGUGGAAAGACCCAAUAAAAAUGCAAUUUGUAGAUGGGAUUCAGAAAUUCAGAUAUAGGUGUCAUCUAAUAACGUGUCAGAUAUUUGGCCUUUUACCUAAGGUUUUCUGCAUUGCAUUGAUAUGAAUGUGUGCAUAAAUGUCUGACGUUGUCACCUUUUUGAAUUUUAAAUAUAU